AUGGAUUUGGUCGCAGGUGUUCGCAAGGAAGGCAGCCGCGGCGGCCGCGGCGACUUCAAAUGGUCCGAUGUCAAGGACUCCUCGCAUCGCGAAAACUACCUGGGGCACUCUCUCAUGGCCCCUGUCGGUCGCUGGCAACAGGGCAAGGAUUUGACAUGGUAUGCUAAAGGCGACGCGGACGAUGAGGAUCAAGCAAGGAGGGAUCGCGAGGAGAAACAACGGGUCAAAGAGGCUGAGGAAGAGGCGAUGGCGCGAGCUUUGGGGCUACCUAUUCCCGCUAAGGCGUCGGAGAAUGCCAACUUGACCCCACUCGGUGGCCCGUCAGAAGCUGCGGAUAAGGAAGGGGGUGACGAGGCUGGAAAGGGACUUGGU
This is a messenger RNA of Aspergillus uvarum CBS 121591, 372 nucleotides long. RefSeq names its product MMtag domain-containing protein. The record is from RefSeq and is a predicted model, not a curated record. NCBI's taxonomy places the organism in Eukaryota, Fungi, Ascomycota, Eurotiomycetes, Eurotiales, Aspergillaceae. The annotation marks the transcript as partial. The transcript has 2 exons.